Messenger RNA from Colletotrichum abscissum, 432 nucleotides. RefSeq lists its product as uncharacterized. The transcript has 2 exons. NCBI's taxonomy places the organism in Eukaryota, Fungi, Ascomycota, Sordariomycetes, Glomerellales, Glomerellaceae. The coding region runs from base 1 to 432 and encodes 143 amino acids. The record is from RefSeq and is a predicted model, not a curated record.
AUGUUCUGUUUAAGGAGCUGGCUCCCCCUCCUCUUCAUCCCAACCAACGCCUCGCCGGCCUUCAUCUUCCUCUUCUUCAUCUGCACCUAUUUCCUCAACAGGCCCUGCGUCUACUGCAGCUUUCUGCUGUUGAUCCUCUUCCUCACCUCGUGCAACUGGUCCGACCGCUGCUUUUUCGACUUUAGCAGUAACUGGUUCCAACCCCGCCCGCCCUCUUCUCUUCCGCUCCCCGAGCUCGAUCCGAACACCAGCUUCAACGCCUCCGUGGUGGAAGUCAUCAACUCCACAGCCAGCGCCCUUGCCGGAGCCGCGGCAGAAGAAUUCGCGCGGCAGAGACAGGAGUGGACGGGGUUGGGCAUCGAGUGGUUGCGUAGUCUGCUGGGCCGGAGGGAAUGGCGGGUUGACUGCCUAGACAUCAACAUCCGCUUGUAG